Molecule: messenger RNA, 843 nt
Organism: Haemonchus placei
Lineage: Eukaryota; Metazoa; Nematoda; Chromadorea; Rhabditida; Trichostrongylidae
Source: the annotation of a GenBank genome assembly
AUGAGCGGUCUCGAACCUGAAGGUCUUCUGCCAUUACUGCAGCAGUUAUUGCUGUCUCAGAAACAGCAAAGUGAUGUGGAAGGCGUACUCUCUAUGAUCAAAGCAACGGUGGAUGCGGAAUGUUUUUCGUCAUCUCUUCCUGACAAGGAAUGGGCAACCGGUGUAGCUACCAUUUUUGCAGCUCUGCGAGUAGGAAUGAGAUCGUCGAUUGCAACGGGAAAAUGGGUACGCGAUCGUAAAGGUUAUGCCAUGACAGUUCACUCGUGCUGUAAAGAUCUUGGACAAGGAAAGCGUGCCUCAUUUUUAACACGUGUGAUGACGUUCGAAGCUGUUUCUUCUCUCCUGACCUGCAUAGUUUCUGACAUGGUAGCGGAUUCUGUUUCUCUAUAUGUUUUGCUGCAAGCCACGAAUGAUUUGUGCUGUAUUGUGUUUUGCAGUGAAGAAAUGAAAAGUGAGUUUGCAUCAAUAAAAAACGUCGGUUUGUUUGGAAAAAUCGUAUCUGUGUGCUUGGAGAUAGCGAAGAACCAUGAAAAUGACCUCAAAUGCAGGCUUAUGGCUCUUACGUCAUUGAAGACCGUGGUUGACUGCUCGAAAGAAAAAUGUGACUCCUUGUGUGUUGUUUUACCGGGUCUUGCAUCCACGUUGGCUAAUAUUGCGUGCAAAUCUUCUAAUGAACACUACCGGAUUAUAGUAUCAUCUCUUAAGGUAUCUGAUUACAAUAAUGAUCUUCCAGUAUUUUUUAGAAAGCACAUUCUUUUGAUACCUUUCAGAAUAACAUACAUUUCAUAUAGAAAUAUUUAUUUUAAAGAUAUUGUCUCGUGCCAUCUGCUUCUCCGUAGCUGA